AUGAAUUCAAAAUCAUAUCCAACAAAAACUCGAAAGCAAUUCUGCUCCCACAAUAGUUUUAAGUUACUCGCCGAAAGAAUAUCUAGAAUCGAAAAUUUAGUUAGUGAUUUGGCCAGACUUACCAAAGAAUUUAAUUCAAAUAAGAUCGCAAUGAGGCAAUCUAAAUAUUUAGAAGGAAUAAAUUUAUCUUCGUGUAAGUUAGAAGACCUUCAAAAAAUUAUUACUUCCACCACAAAUUCGAUGACUUCAAAUUUUAAAAGAAAAUUCUGCGAGGAUCCCGAAGAUAAAAUAUUGGACACUAAUAUUGAUCCAAAGAAAUUACGGAAGUCGGGGAAAAAUUCAUCAAAUUGGCUUAAGCCGGAAAAAAAUUUUUUACGAAUACAGUGA
Molecule: messenger RNA, 387 nt
Organism: Diversispora eburnea
Lineage: Eukaryota; Fungi; Glomeromycota; Glomeromycetes; Diversisporales; Diversisporaceae
Source: the annotation of a GenBank genome assembly